Exophiala spinifera is the source of this 1053-nucleotide messenger RNA. RefSeq lists its product as uncharacterized. NCBI's taxonomy places the organism in Eukaryota, Fungi, Ascomycota, Eurotiomycetes, Chaetothyriales, Herpotrichiellaceae. The record is from RefSeq and is a predicted model, not a curated record. The transcript has 4 exons. The coding region runs from base 1 to 1053 and encodes 350 amino acids.
AUGUCUGAAUCUACCCCCCGUAUCCUUGUUACUGGAGCCACUGGAUACAUCGGCGGCUCUGUUCUCAGCGAGAUCCUCCAAAGCCCAGCUGUUGAAGCUGGGUCAGUCUCAGCUCUCGUCCGUCGCCCCGACCAGGCUGAGGUUCUCCUUGCUCAUGGCGUAACGCCCGUUCUUUUCAAACACCUCGAUGACCUUGAGACUAUGGAGAAAGUCGCUAGGGAUUUCGAUGUCGUGAUCAACUGCGCGAACGGCUUUCACGCGAGUUCUGCAGUUGCCCUCAUCACAGGCCUUAGCAAGCGCAAAGAGAAGACUGGAAAACAGGUCCAUUUCAUUCAUACCUCGGGAACUUCCAAUCUCGGCGACUAUCGCAUUAGCGGCAAAUACAAGGAAAACCGCAUCUUCACCGACAAGGAUCACAUCUUCGCAUACGAAAAGUAUCGUGAGGACAUGGAAACAUAUCCGCAGCGCACAACGGACAUUGCAGUCGUCGAAACCGGUCUCGCAACUUCUGUGCGCACCUACAUCAUCAUGUCGCCAACCAUCUACGGUUUCGGUAGCGGGUGGUUUAACACUAUCUCCAUCCAGAUCCCUGCUCUUAUACGAACGGCCAUCGAGAAGGGUCAUGCAGAGGUCGUCGCUGCAGGUAACGCAAAAUGGAACAGCGUGCACAUUGCGGACCUUGCGCUGCUCUAUGAGAUUCUGCUCCGCGGGGUGCUCGAAGGGAGGAAGCUUGCGUAUGGUUCUCAAGGGAUUUAUUUCUCUGAGACUGGUGAACAUUCGUGGCUGGACCUCGCGGAAGGGGUUGCAAAGGCGGGCUUUGAGCUUGGGGUCUUGGAGGCGCCCGCGCCCGUGAGCAUUACCUUGCAGCAGUCAGCGCAACAGUGGGGAAAGGGCUCGCUACAGUAUGGUGAGCUGGGAUGGGCUUCAUCGUCCCGCACUCGGGCGGUCAUGAGUCGCGAAAUCGGAUGGAAACCGACCAAGGGGAGAAGAGACUUUGAGGAGAACUUCUCGGAGGAGUUUCAACUGAUUUUCAACAGAAGCAAGAAGCAGUAG